AUGGCCAAGGAAGACCAAGAGAAGACGGCGUUCAUAACGCCGCUCGGCGCCUACUGCUACACAGCCAUGACCUUCGGCCUCCGGAACGCUGGCGCCACCUACCAACAGUGCAUGAACAGCUGCCUAGAAAGCCAGAUCGGCCGCAACGUCCACGUCUAUAUAGACGACGUGGUCGUGAAGUCGACUCGCCAGGACGACCUGGUCGCCGACCUCGCUGAAACAUUCGCAAACCUGCGGUGGUACAACAUCAAGCUCAACCCCCUGAAGUGCACCUUCGGAGUCCCAUCCGGACAGCUACUCGGCUACGUCGUCUCCAAACACGGCAUCGAGCCCAACCCGGAGAAAACGGCAGCGGUCAUGCGCACCAAGCAACCAACCUGCCUAGUCGACGCGCAGAAGCUCGCCGGGAGGGUCGCGGCACUAAGUCACUUCAUCCCGCGACUCGGCGACAAGGCCACGCCACUCUAUCGCCUCUUGAAGAAAUCAGAAUCGUUCGAGUGGACAGAUGAGGCGCAAAAGGCCCUAGAAGAGUUUCAACACGCUCUCAGGAACGCACCUGUCCUCGCGGCCCCACUCCCUCAAGAAACGAUGUUGCUAUACGUCGCCGCGUCGAAUCGCGCGAUAAGUGCAGUCAUGGUCGUUGAACGCAAAGAAGAAGGGAAAGAGCAGCUGAUCCAACGCCCAGUCUACUACAUCAGCGAAGCCCUCAUCGAAUCGAAGCAGCGCUACCCGCACUACCAAAAACUGGUGUACGCAGUACUGAGGGCCCAGCGGCGACUGGCCCCUUACUUCCACGAGCACCCCAUCAAAGUGGUUGCUUCAACUCCACUCGCCGACAUUAUCCGAAACCGUGACGCAACCGGACGGAUAGCCAAGUGGGCAGUCAAACUCGGCGUCCACAACAUCACAUACGAGUCGCGCCAUACCAUCAAGUCCCAGGCAUUAGCCGACUUCCUCGUCGACUGGGAAGAAGCACAGCAGCCGAGCUCCCAGGCCGACCUCAAGCAUUGGACGCUACACUUCGACGGUUCUAAAAACCUCGAAGGAGCAGGCGCAGGCGUCGUCCUCACCUCGCCCAAAGGUGACGUCGUGCGGUACGUCUUGCAGCUCCGAUUCGAACCCUGCACCAACAAUAUGGCCGAGUAUGAAGCGCUUCUCCAUGGCAUGCGCGUCGCAAAGGAGAUGGGCGCAACUCGCCUGCGAUGCCUCGGCGACUCCGACCUCGUCGCCAUCCAGACGUCCGGCACCUGCGACGCCUCCGACGCCAACAUGAUCGCCUACAAACGAGCUGUCGACCAAGCCGGCGCCAGCUUCGCUGGCCACGUCGUCGAGUGGAUCGACAGGCGCAAGAACGAAGAAGCAGACGCCUUGGCCAGGCUUGGGUCCAAGCGGAUACCACCCCCUCCAGGAGACUUCCUCGACGUCCUCGCCCGUUCAUCGGUGCACAUACCACAGGAAAUCGACAUCGCCAAACCACCUGCACCUGACUCCGCCCUAGUCGCACUCGCCUCUAAUGUUGGGGACUGGACCGAGCCGUACCUCAGCUACCUCGAGCGCCAGGUACUGCCGACGGACGAAACAGAGGCACGCACCCUCGUGCGCCGCUGCAAGUCCUUUACCAUCAUCAACAACGAGCUCUACAAACGCAGCAUCUCCGGGAUAUUUCAGCGCUGCGUCACCGCCGAUGAAGGUCGCAAGAUCCUCCGGGACAUCCACGCGGGCGACUGCGGCCAUCAUGCAGGCGCCCGCUCGAUCGUGGCCAAAGCUUUUCGGCAUGGCUUCUACUGGCCAACAGCUCACGACGACGCCGUGGCUAUCGUUCGAGCAUGCGCCGGGUGCCAGAAAUACGCCAGCCAGUCGCACAUGCCGGGAUCAGCACUGAAGACCAUACCCCUCACCUGGCCAUUCGCCGUCUGGGGCAUGGACAUGGUGGGAAAGUUCAAAACGGCGCCCGACGGAUAUACCCAUCUCCUCGUCGCCGUGGACAAGUUCACCAAGUGGAUAGAGGCAAAACCCAUCAAAAAAUGCGACGGCAAAACGGCGACCAAGUCGACCGGCUACACGCCGUUCUUCCUGGUGUAUGGCGCCGAAGCCGUCAUGCCAACAGACAUCGCCUAUGAUUCACCACGAGUCGCCAACUGCGUCGAAGAAGAAAACGAGCAAUCUCGGCAAGACAACGUCGACACCCUCGACGAGGCACGAGACCUCGCACCCUCCAGAACGGCCAUUUACCAGCAAGGCCUGCGCCGAUACCAUAGUCGCCGAGUGCGCAGUCGCUCCUUCCAAGAAGGCGACCUCGUCCUUCGGCUCAUACAAGACAAGAAGGGCAUGCACAAGCUUUCUCCCCCGUGGGAGGGACCGUUCGCCAUCAGCCGCGUGCUUGGCAACGAUGCCUACUACCUCACUGACGUACGCAAGAACGACAAGGGCGAGCCGCUAACCAGAGAAGUCGAGCGUCCCUGGAACGUCAACCUUCUCCGCCGGUUCUACACCUAG
Messenger RNA from Lolium perenne, 2496 nucleotides. RefSeq lists its product as uncharacterized. NCBI's taxonomy places the organism in Eukaryota, Viridiplantae, Streptophyta, Magnoliopsida, Poales, Poaceae. Gene Ontology annotation, biological process: DNA integration. Gene Ontology annotation, molecular function: RNA-DNA hybrid ribonuclease activity; nucleic acid binding. The record is from RefSeq and is a predicted model, not a curated record.